AAGGAUAUGUGUUAUUCACUCUGUUGAUCGAAGUUCUAUCACUUCGUUUACUGUACAUGAACAUGAUGGAUUUAAUCGAGUUGGUGCUCAUCCAAGACGAUAUAUAUUUACAGGUCAUUCAAAUGGUACGAUUCAAGUUUGGGAUUUAACAACAGCAUUGAAUCUUUCAAGAACUGGUUUCGGUUUACCUGGUCCUAUAAUGACUAUUCCGAAUUCAUCAACAAUAAAUACAGAUGGAACAUACAAUUUUUCGCACGAAAUCACAUCUUAUCCUAAUGGGAUAAUUAAUAAUAUGAAUUCUUAUGGAGGGAACACUAUGCUUAUGAUUGGUGCCAAUUCUAAUGGAUUGUUGAAUAAUUCAAACAAUGUUCAAAUUUAUCCUAAUCAUAUUUAUUAUAAUAAUCAAUGUUUAUAUAGUACAGAUUAUUAUCAUAGUUGUUUUAUUGGUGGACCGACAUCAUCGGAAUUAUUAAGAUUAUUAGAAAAUUGUCAGCUUGGUUUCUCAUCUGGUGCAUCCAGUAUGACAGCUUUAUGCUCAGAACGUUUAACACCGGCAGAUUCAUUAAAUUCAAUUAUUCACCAUUCAGGUUUGUGAUAUUGAUUUGGAAAAUUUUUCAUUUCUCGCCCUCCUCCUCCUCCUCAUCAUCAUAAGGAGAUUGUUUCCGAACUAUUUAUAUACCAUCACCUUAUUGACUUUUUGAUUAAAUCAUCCAAAACUUUAUUUUUAAUAUUAUGUAACAAUCAUAUCAAAUAUAUGAUUUAGAAAAUCUCUUUAUUAUCUAAUUAACUAACACAUUGUUCUGUUUGCACAAUUUAGGAAACAUUAUUAAUUAGACACAAACUACCAGUUUUGUACUCACUGUAUCUUGUCGACCGGUUUAUUCUUUAUUUUAUUUUAUUUUAUUUAUUUAAUGAAUCGAACUGAAAGAAGGGUUACUGUUACUCUCUCUCUCCUUCUCCAUAUAGUAUAAUCAUUGCAUUGUCAAUCAACAUCAUUAGAUCCUUUUCUUUCUAUCAGUUUCAUUCAUUUAAUUCUGUACUCAUUUGGUUAUUCUUAUUACUUUUUUUUCUCUUUUUUUUCUUCAUUCCUUGAAAUAGUCUUCAUUAAUUGGAUAGUUUCUUACAUUAACAAAGAUUAAGUAAUACUUAUUGUAAUGAAUAGUGUUAUUCAUUACUAUGUAUGUAUUGAUUUAUAUGGUUUGUUAAAAGAAACACUAUUCACUUAUUAUUUCCUGUUUAUAUAUAGUGACAGGGAUUAUUAUUAUUAUUAGUGUAUUGUUUAAUCCUUUUUUAAGUUAUGUAAUGAAGAUUAUAUUCUUUACAUGAUUGAUUGAUUGAUGGUUAUUUGUUAACUGAUUGAGUGAGUGUUGAAUUUACUUCUUGUUUUCUGUUGAAAUUUCAAAUAGUAAAUAAUUAGUUUUUAAUAGUUGAAUUCAUGAGUCAAUUGAAACUAGACCACUAUUGAAAAUCUGGAAGCAUUGGACGACUGUUUCGCCCUAUUAUGGGACUCUUCAGCGGUGCGCAUUCACGAUCCCGCCUCCCGUGAGAUUCGAACUCAGGACCUAUUAGUCCACGCAAGCGAGCGCAAUGCUGAGGAGUCCCAUACUAGGAUCAAACUGCUAUCCAGUGCUUUCAGGUUUUCUAUGGUGGUCUAGCUUCAAUGGACUCAUGAAUUCAGAUAUUAAAAAUUACUAUAAUAUCCACAAAAAUCCCUCUCCGACAAUAAUUGAUGCUUACAAUUUAUGAAUAUUUAAUGUUGUUGGAAGUAAAAUUUUCAUUUCAUUUCAUGAAUAGUACGUGAUAUUUUUUUGUUGAGAUUACUGAGUAUUUUUUCUUCUCCAUCUUCAAGUACUUUAUUUAUUUAAUAAAAUUAUUUGAUUAUCAUUUUACUUAUAUUGUCUCGUAAUGUGUUCUAGAAAUUAGUUGAUAAUAUUAUUCGAUAUCCCCCCAAAAG
Molecule: messenger RNA, 1954 nt
Organism: Schistosoma guineensis
Lineage: Eukaryota; Metazoa; Platyhelminthes; Trematoda; Strigeidida; Schistosomatidae
Source: the annotation of a GenBank genome assembly